Trypanosoma grayi is the source of this 447-nucleotide messenger RNA. RefSeq names its product acyl carrier protein, mitochondrial precursor. The transcript has a single exon. Gene Ontology annotation, biological process: fatty acid biosynthetic process. The record is from RefSeq and is a predicted model, not a curated record. Gene Ontology annotation, molecular function: acyl binding; acyl carrier activity. NCBI's taxonomy places the organism in Eukaryota, Euglenozoa, Kinetoplastea, Trypanosomatida, Trypanosomatidae. Bases 1 to 447 code for a protein of 148 amino acids. Gene Ontology annotation, cellular component: mitochondrion.
AUGCAACGCACACAAAUUCUGCGCAAAUUCUUCUGUCAAGCUGGUGCUCUUUGCCUGUUGGCUUCGCGGCGCCAGGUUGCUCCUACAAUGGGGAAUCUUCGAAUGCCGACUGUUACGUCUCCACUGACGUAUUCUGUUCGGUUUCACACCGAGGGCCACGGAGGCGGUGAUGAAGCAACCCGUACUGGCCAGUAUCUUUUGAACAAGGAUGACGUCCUUACACGCGUUCUGGAGGUUAUUAAAAAUUUCGAGAAGGUUGACGCGUCAAAGGUUACCCCGGAAUCUCACUUUGUCAACGAUCUCGGGCUUAAUUCACUCGAUGUGGUUGAAGUUGUUUUCGCUAUCGAACAGGAAUUCAUUCUGGACAUUCCUGAUCACGACGCUGAAAAAAUUCAAUCGAUUCCGGACGCAGUGGAAUACAUUUCUCAGAACCCAAUGGCUAAGUGA